Messenger RNA from Chlamydomonas reinhardtii, 1758 nucleotides. RefSeq lists its product as uncharacterized. Gene Ontology annotation, biological process: positive regulation of protein polymerization; microtubule bundle formation; microtubule polymerization. The record is from RefSeq and is a predicted model, not a curated record. Lineage: Eukaryota; Viridiplantae; Chlorophyta; Chlorophyceae; Chlamydomonadales; Chlamydomonadaceae. Gene Ontology annotation, molecular function: tubulin binding. The coding region runs from base 87 to 488 and encodes 133 amino acids. Gene Ontology annotation, cellular component: microtubule. The transcript is spliced from 5 exons.
GUUAUUCUGCUAAUCAUUAGGCUUGUCGAGUGCGCGUUGCUGAGACUGCUUGCCUUCCGUUCGGCUUCCUAACGAAAUAUUUUACGAUGUCUGAGGAUCUUGCCCAGCACGUAUUCAUCAAGUAUGCAUCGAUUGGCAAGACAGGGAUCACGCUGGCCAACGCGACGCUGGAUGGGUCAAAGUUUGCGAAACUAUGUCGGGAGAGCAAGUUGAUUGGCGGGGGCCUCACGCCCAUGGACGUGGAGGGCAUAUUCUUGCGUGUCAGCAAAAGCUUCGGAAGAAUCAACUACGACACCUUCCUGCUCGCGCUGGAGGAGAUUGCGGCCAAGAAGCGUGUGUCUGUGGACACGCUGUUUGGGCGGCUGGCCGACGCCGACCCCCUGGCCGCCACCACCAAGGCUGAGUACGUGCGACACCACGAUGACAAGAGUACCUACACUGGCGUGUACCGGGCAGGGGGCCCGCGCAAUCUGGCGGGCGCACGGUAGCAGCGCUCAUUCUGUGGGUUUGUCAGCUUCGACGCUGUGGGCUGUGACCUACACCGUAUCGUUGCCGCAACCGACACUCGUGACGAGGGCCAGAAAGCGGCGGCUUCCGCGGUGGAUACAGGGAUGCAAUUGUGAGCGGUGAGGUAGGGAGGCCACGAAUUACACAUGAGGUCUGACACAUACAACGAUUGCGAGUUUAGGUUCAUGGUGCUCGGGAAGUGCUGCUGCAGUGCUGCGUGAGGUACAAGCACCUGGAGCACAAGUCGAGCUCCAUAUCGUGAGCAUGCUGCUAUCUACAAGUGCGGCAGGCGAUUUGGCUGUGAUGGGACAGGGUAAGGGGCAGGUUGGCGUAGCCCCGUAGUGUGCAGGUGAUUUGUCUGCAAGAUGGCUUCAAUCGUACGUUUGUCUGACGUGUGGUUGCGCGCACGGCGCCCAACUGCACCUGCGUAGACAGCGCAGCGCGCAUGUGGGUGUGGCAGGGUGUGAGUGUGUGCCAUGGGGCAUCAUGGACUGUGCCAUGGGCCUGUGUUUCUGACAGUGACAGCUGUCGGUAGGCGGGCUAUAUACACAGGCAAUCGAUGUGGUGUCCAACAGCGCGGCCGGUUCAGCACAUGGUUAUCAGUUUAUCACUCAGGAGGAUCGGGGUGGGGAAUGGGGUAGCGAUGCUUGCGCUUCAGGGCCUCUGAGCCUCUGAUUGCAAAAGUGCACAAGUGAACUCAGUUGUACGUAAGUGUGUAUGCCCGUUCUCACGUUCUGAAUAACACCACCCGCGGGUGCAAGCCUGCAAGGCUCUGUAGCCCUAGCUGUCAAGUCCCCGUGUGACCCUGUGUGGCUGACUCCCUCUUUCCCAUACGGUAACCCACUUCGCACAGCGGGGGCUGGCCAAAAUUUAUGACGGCUGGGCGUUUAACGCCAGGUGCUGCUGUCCUGUAGUCAGGACCAGGCUGACUAACAACAUGCUUGGAUGGUGAGGCAAAUCCAUUUCCAUGCGCUGAGAGGUGAAGUCCGUUUUUGUCAUGUGGUGGACAGUGGACACAGGCGGCCACGCUCUCAGUAAUGGGCAGACAAGAGUUUACACCUCAGCAGGUAGUUGCCAGCAGCCUGUGCGCCUACCGCCCACGGCAUCUGUCAACGUGCGUGCUAGCCAUGCUCGCCAGCCUCAUCAGUCACCCGGCCUCAAGCGCCCGGCCCCAAUGCAUUGUCCGUUGGCAGGGGCCAUUCCUUGGCCAGUGCCGAUCCCGAACAAAGUGUAUUUUUCCGACGAGAGCAC